Tribolium castaneum (red flour beetle) is the source of this 2538-nucleotide messenger RNA. RefSeq names its product amun (gene Amun). The coding region runs from base 320 to 1315 and encodes 331 amino acids. The transcript is spliced from 5 exons. The record is from RefSeq and is a predicted model, not a curated record. Lineage: Eukaryota; Metazoa; Arthropoda; Insecta; Coleoptera; Tenebrionidae.
UGUUGUUGGCGAUAAAAGGGGCCACUACGUAAUCAGUGUCAUGACCGUGGAAGAAAAAGAAUAACUGGUUGUGGGAUAGGAUUGUAGAAAAUCGAAUCGACCAAAUAUAAUUGUCAACAUCGCACGCUACUGCAUAGCUGUCGUCUGAGCCGAAAUCCGAUAAGGGAGCGAUCGGUGCACCAGCUGGCAACGCCGCUUGGGAAUGUCAGACGUUGUCAGGCCCGGCUAGGGGAAACAUCGGGCGAUCGAGGCCACGCCAGUGCCGCCACCGCCGGCGAUCUCUCGCACUACAGUACAGUACGCCAGUUCGUGAACAGCUAUGGCCUCCGCUAAAGACACGGCGACGUUCUUCACGCACGGUACUCACACGCAGUUCGAACAGGUCCUCAAACUCUACCCCACAGCCCUCAAACUCAAGGCGGAACGCAGGGCCAAGAAGCCGGAGGAGCUCCUCAAAUUGGACAAUUGGUAUCAGAAUGAACUCCCCAAAAAAAUAAAAAGCAGGGGCAAGGACGCCCACAUAAUCCACGAAGAGCUCGUCCAGUUGAUGAAAUGGAAACAAUGUCGUGGCAAAUACUACCCCCAAAUCUCCUACUUAGUAAAAGUAAACACACCAAGAGCCGUCAUGGCAGAGACCAAAAAAGCAUUCAGGAAACUUCCAAAUCUCGAACAAGCCAUCACCGCCUUAUCAAAUUUAAAAGGUGUAGGCACAACGAUGGCUUCAGCACUGUUAGCGGCAGCGUGUCCAGAAAGCGCCCCUUUCAUGGCCGAUGAGUGUCUACUGGCGAUCCCGGAUUUCGAAGGCAUCGAUUAUACCACAAAGGAGUACCUGAAGUUCGUCAGUCACAUCAACGCGGUGGCAGAUAGACUGAAUAAGGCCGCAAAGGAAAAUAACAGGCCGGACGCUAUCGUUUGGUCGCCCCAUAAAGUCGAGCUGGCGCUGUGGACACAUUAUGUUGUUUCAGACAUACAGCCGGAGUUGCUCUCUACUGUACUUUUAGAAAAUGGGAACUCGAUCCCGCCGGCGAUCGUGCACCAAAACGGCGACUCCCUCGACACCACCACGUCCGAAGAGAGCAACCAAGGCCUGGCGAACGGAAAAUCAGCAACGCUGAUCGACGAGGACACCAACACCUCGUUUGCGGACAACAGCAGCCCUGCCUCCAUAGAAGCCGAAGAGACGAACGAUUCGGUGGUCUCGGAUUCGACAAAUGAUUCGAUGGCUCCUGAAAUCAAACGAGCCCUUGAAGAGGACGAUUCCAACUCGAUGGAGGCCCCCAACAAAAAACUCAGGGAGGACGUACGAGAUAAGUGACAAAUACGGGCGUAUCAUUAAGUUUAUUAUUUUUUUAACUAAAUUAAAAGAUGUAAUCGUGUAAGGUUUAGAUUAACUGUACACACAACUGUUUUUUUGUCGUGGUCAAGUGGGGGUUUUUGAGUGUAGCUCUGUGUGUUACUUCUCCUCUCAUUAUCCUCCCAAGUGGCACUCAAAACGGACCCAUUUCAUGUUAUAUUUGCCCCGUAAAACAGAAAUCUUCACAGAGAUAGAAAUAGUUGCGUGUGAUUCGUGCAAGAGUCUUUAGGAUUUUCGGCGGCGCUUUGUUGUUCGAGGUGAAUAAAAAGGGAGGGGCCGCAGUUAAAACUAAAUUGGUACGUCCCUUUUUUGCAUUUGCCAAACAACGAGGUUACCACUUUGAGUAAAAUUUUCACCUGAAAUAUCGACAUAUUUCAUUGUAAUAUUUGUUUUUCUGUAUAAUUGUUCCGUUGUUUUUUAUAUGUACAUGUAAGUAGUCGCAUUAUUUUGAUACCGAUCUUAAUCAACUUUCUUAUUAUUAUACAUGUAAGAAUAGACUAAGUAAUUUAUUUUUCAUUGUUUUUUCGUUUUAAAUUUAGGCAUUCAUUUUAUUAGCGUAAUUGACGAACAUUCCAAUUUUUCAUUUGACUUUUAUAUUACUUACGAAAGGUUACAUGAACUUUUACAUUUGAAGAUGUGUUGUUGCGCAGUGUACAUAUGACAUUUCUUUAGUUUCCUUCCGUUCAGUGAUUACAUCAGGAGCAGACUUCAAAUGUGAAUUUUCGCAUCGGUGUUAUAAAAUCGUAUUCAACGGGAGUACAAACCAACCAAUUCGGAAGAGAAAAUCAGAAACCAAGGCACGCGAUUUUGUAAUUUCGAGUUAGAGAUGCUCCAUUUUAAUAUAAAAUAUUUAUAUGAUAUAUAGAUACAACAAAUAACUGAAUGCCUUUUAUGAAUAAUACUGUAGAAUGUAUACAUAACACUUUUACAAAAAACAGAUAGUUAGUGAAUUUAUUUAAAAUUAUAUAUAUAGUAAUGUGUUAUAUUUUUUAAAGUGGAUUAUGAAUGUCUUGAACCGACUUUUUUCAUGUUUUUUAUUCGCUCCUAUUCACGCCGCUUCUUGUAAUCAUAGCAAACAGGAGAUAUUCAUAAUCUGAACAAUGUAACUGUAAAAAUAUCAGUUGUAGAAAAUGAGUUUGAGGUUUUUUGUAGGAUAUUUUCAUAAAUAUAAAUCUUUCACGGCA